Molecule: messenger RNA, 5546 nt
Organism: Drosophila montana
Lineage: Eukaryota; Metazoa; Arthropoda; Insecta; Diptera; Drosophilidae
Gene: ss
Product: spineless
Exons: 8
Coding region: 325-3624 (1099 amino acids)
Biological process (GO): xenobiotic metabolic process; regulation of transcription by RNA polymerase II; response to xenobiotic stimulus
Cellular component (GO): nucleus; aryl hydrocarbon receptor complex
Molecular function (GO): transcription cis-regulatory region binding; nuclear receptor activity; protein dimerization activity
Source: RefSeq, a predicted model, not a curated record
AAAGUGCAAUAAUUAAAAACAAAAAAAAAAAGAGCGUAUUUAAACAAAAUGUGAGACGUGAUGAUCAAGCAAAGAAAAAUGCAAAAACGUGGCAAAAACCCAAAAAGCCUCCGCAGCUGCUGAGAUCCUGCAGCAGUAGCAGUUGCAGCAGCCGCAGCCACAGCAGGACUGCAGCUUAAUAAAAACCAAUUACAAAUCAAAAGGCGAACUUGCAACACGCGUUGCAACGCGGCUCAAUCGAGCAGAAAGUGUGUGUUACAAAACUGAAAAAAGGGAAAGAAAAAAUCAUUCACAACGGCGACCAUCACGAACUCCGCCCUUGCAAUGAGCCAACUGGGCACCGUCUACGCCACCAAGCGAAGGCGACGCAACGGCAAAAGCCUGAAGCCGCCGCCCAAGGAUGGCGUCACUAAGAGCAAUCCAUCAAAACGGCAUCGGGAGCGCCUCAAUGCCGAACUGGAUCUGCUUGCCUCGCUGCUGCCCUUCGAGCAGAAUAUACUUAGCAAACUGGAUCGACUGAGCAUACUAAGGCUGUCCGUUAGUUAUUUAAGAACCAAAAGUUAUUUUCAAGUUGUUAUGCAUAAGGAUAAGGAGGAGAACGGUGUCCUGCCGCACAUACACGCACAUGAUGGCUACAGGACGCGCGAGUUGGGCGCCUUCGAACAUGGCCUGCUGGAUGGUGAUAUGUUCCUGCAGGCUCUAAAUGGAUUUCUAAUGAUACUGACAUGCGAAGGCGAAGUCUUCUUCGCCACGCACAGCAUCGAGAGCUAUUUGGGUUUUCAUCAGUCGGACAUUGUGCAUCAGUCGGUUUACGAGUUGGUCCACUCGGAGGAUCGCGAGGAGCUGCAGCGCCAGCUGCUGUGGAACAGCUUUUUGCCCGCGGACAUGUCCAGCAUGCAGCUGUCGGAGACCCUGGCGCCCGAUAAGGCGCUCUAUUUGGACCGCAGCUUUACGGUGCGCUUCCGCUGCCUGCUGGACAACACAUCCGGCUUCCUGCGAUUGGACAUACGCGGCCGCAUUAAGAUUCUGCACGGCCAGAAUCGCAAGACGGAGGAACCGCCUCUGGCGCUGUUCGCCUACUGCACGCCAUUUGGACCGCCCAGCUUGCUGGAGAUACCGCACAAGGAGAACAUGUUCAAGUCCAAGCACAAACUGGACUUUUCUCUCGUCUCCAUGGAUCAGCGGGGAAAACACAUACUGGGCUAUGCGGAUGCCGAGCUGGUCAACAUGGGUGGCUACGAUCUCGUCCACUACGAUGACUUGGCCUACGUGGCGAGCGCCCACCAGGAGCUGUUAAAGACCGGCGCCUCGGGCAUGAUCGCCUAUCGCUAUCAGAAGAAGGACGGCGAGUGGCAGUGGCUGCAGACCAGCUCCCGACUUGUUUAUAAGAACUCUAAGCCGGACUUUGUCAUCUGCACGCAUCGUCAGCUAAUGGAUGAGGAGGGUCAUGAUUUGCUCGGCAAGCGCACAAUGGACUUUAAGGUCAGCUAUCUGGACACUGGCCUGGCCUCCACAUAUUUCUCUGAAGCAGAUCAGCUGGUCGUGCCGCCGACCAGCGCCAGUGUCUCGCCCACAGCGCACGCGCUGCCGCCGCCGGUAACGCCCACGAGACCCAAUCGCCGCUACAAAACGCAGUUACGCGACUUUUUGUCCACGUGCCGCAGCAAGCGCAAGCUGCAGCAGCAGCAGCAGCAACAACAGCUGCAGGCACAGCAAUCCUCGCCGCUGGCUCAGGUCGGUUCGCCGGCGCCGGCGGUCGUCGAAUACCUGCCCGAUCCGGCGGCUGCUGUGGCCGCCGCCUACUCCAAUCUGAAUCCCAUGUACACAACAUCGCCGUAUGCCACCGCUGCGGACAAUCUGUACAUGGGCAGCUCCAUGCCGGCCAAUGCUUUCUAUCCGGUCAGCGAGAAUCUCUUCCAUCAGUACCGGCUGCAGGGCGCAGUUGGCGUCGGCGGCUACUAUACGGAUUACCCGCACACGGGUGGACCCGCCUCGGCGUAUGUGGCCAAUGGAUUUCUCUCGUAUGAUGGCUAUGCCAUUGCCUCCAAGGCGCAAGACGAGAAGUGGCAAGAGACGGGCAAAUACUACAGCGGCUACAGCAGCGGCUACGGCAGUCCUACGUCCACGCCACAGCAGAUACCCCUUAAGACGCCAAAAUCCUCGCCGCAGGUAAUGGAAGUCAUCUCUUGCUCCUCGGAUGGCCCCUCGCCUGUUGCCGUUGCCGGUGCCGGAGCCGGUGCCACGCCCAAUGGCAGCAACGUUACGUCCAAAGUGGAACUGGCUGCGGCAACGGCAGCCGCCGGCCAGGAUCCCUAUGAGCGUCAGACGGUGCUCAUGUGGGGCACAACACAGUCGAGCGGUGUGCCGCUUAACAGUCGCAUUACAGCCCGCGCUGGCGGCUCACCCCAACGCACCACACCCCUCGCCAACGGGCUGAGCUAUGCGCACAACAACAACAAUGAGCACGAGCCCGCCGCGGCAGCCAAGUGGAAUGGUAACAAGGAGUUGACAGGAAAGUCAACCAGCGCCGGCACCCCCGAGAGCUAUCAGCUGCAGCAUGACGACUCCGGCCUCUACUCGGCCUCUUCGCACACCACUUCGCCCCAGCAACAACAGCAGCAACAACAGCCACAUUCUUCUCGUGGCCUCGGCUCCAAUGUUAGCAGCUCCAGCAAUUCCAUAACGCACCCAGUCAGCGGCACUGAGCACCCAACGUUGCAGCCCAGCCAUGCUCAUCCGCAUGCGCAGCAGCAGCAGCCACACCCACAGCCGCCCAGCUGCGCUGGGAGCCUUCAGCAACCACAGCAGCAGCAGCAACAGCAACAACAACAGCAGCCACACAGCCUUCACGCUCAUCCUCACACGCAGCAGCAACAGCAGCAUCAGCAGCAGCACCAUCACCAGCAUCAGCCACAACCACAUCCCCAUCCACAUCAUCAGCACCACCAUGAGGCCAAUGCAGCCGCUGCUGCGCAUCAUUUGCAUCCGCAUCCGCAGGCGUCGGCCGGCACCGCCAAUGGCAGCGAGAUCCUAAUCAACGCCCAACUGCAGCAGCAGCAACAACAUCUGCAGCAACAACAACAACAGCUCGUUGGCUACACGCUGCACCACCAUCCGCUGGACUCGCCGCCCCAUUGCCGCACACCGCCCACGCUGCCCGCUGUGAGCAGCCUGCUGAGUGGUGCUACUUCAGCCGAUUCCUCGCCCUAUCAGCAGCUGGCAAUUGUCUCCUCAGCAGCGGCAACAGCAUCAGUGCCGCCGCCCCCGCCGCCGCCGCUCAUCAUUGGCGCGGAUGAAUCGCUGCAGGCGCUCAACAGCAGCAGCAACGGCAGCAGCGAGGCGCACAUCAGCUCCACCUCGAGCAGCGCGGCACGUGGCGCACGCAAAUCAGCCAAGCUGCAACAGCAGCAACAUCAGCAGCAACAGCAACAGCAGCAACAGCAGCAACAGCAACAACAGCAACAGCCAAAUUACCAGCAACAUCACGCACAGCAUCUGCUCUAUCCGGCCAACAUAACGGCGCACACGGCUCUCGCCUAUGCCCCGCCGCCGUCUGGCGCCUAUAUCGAUGGCAGUCCGCUGCUCUCCUUCUCGGAGGUGACCAACACGCUGCUGAACCAGUAGACAACAGUAGAUCACAUACACACUCAGACACAGACACAGACACACACACUCACACACACACACACAGUCACAUACACACACAGAAACCAUGUUCAACAGUUUUGCCAAAAUGUGGACUAUGACUAUCGUAUCUUCCAUAAUCUCAACACAAACACCCACAAACACAAACAUUAAGAGCACACCAGAAGAACAGAAAUGCAUCAGAGCAGUUCAUAGGUAUAAAUUUAAUAGCUUCAAUGAAAGAGCCGUGCUUGAAUGUAUUCGAAAUGAAUAAGUUAACGUUACGAGCAGACACUCGUUGCUUCUUAAAAGCAACUCGCUACCUUUCGUUGCUUAGUUAGCUAAGGUAGCCACUCGUCACCAAAGCGAGGCAUUCUUGAAUCUGUAAGUUCAAGAAUGAGCUACUCGUUGAGACGUAAAUGAGACGAGCCAACCACUACUAUGAGUGGAAACUCAUUGCUUUUCGAACGCAACGAGAGAUCGUACGGAUACUCGUUGUUUUAUUAAUGUAGAGAGAGACUCCUUGUGCUCGCUGUUUUAUUGACGAAAAGGGUCACUUAUUCCAUUUCAAAUAAAAUGUAAUUAAUUGAUCAGCUAAAUGAGCUCCAUGAUUGGGAGAGAUUUAUAAUUUAGCAAGAGACUCGUCGCAAGAGUAACGAAUUAAAAAACAUCGAGGGGCGGCUGGUAAAACAGAUUUCAUGGUCCCUAAUAACCGAUAUUUAUCGAUCCCUAAGCUCAUACCAAACCCAUUCCAACUACAUAGAUGUCCCCAUGAACUACAUUUAUCUACCUCCACUUUAGUCUAACUUUCUACAUAAUCAUGCCUUGUCCCUUUGUAUACAGACCAUUAAAGCUUAAAGGUACAUUAUGGAACGAAUACAUUUAUAGCAAGGCUCUACGUCGAAAAAUAAUCUCAAUGUAAUAGUAUUAUUUAAAAAGCAAAUGUUUUAAACCAAUUCAGUGAGGCGUCUCUUAAGUUAAUCCUGAGCAACACAACAAUAUUUACGAAAAAUAUAUUUCUAUUUAUUUUACUGUGAUAAUUUAUAUAAACAUUUGUACAUGUAUUUAACACUAGGCAGGCAAUUUGAACCGUAUCCCUAAUUCCCAUUAUUUCCGUUAAUUGCAAAAUCGAACGAAAUUAUGGCAAAUACAUUUAACGCCUGCCCAAAGUACAUAAACUAAUAUUAUUCAGCUUCAGUUGUAGUUACAACCAAAGAUUCUUAUUUCUAAUAUAAAAAUACAAAUAUCGACUAAUUGUAGCAUGUGAACCGAACCUAAUUCUUGGUUUCGGAUAGUUGCGCCAAAUUUUUAGUUACAUUUUUGUCAGGCACUUGUAUGACGGCAUUGAAUAGAAGAAGAAAUGAAAAACCACAUAAAUAGAAUUGCAAUUAAUUGCUUAAGUAGUCGUAAGAUUAAACAUAAUUGAAUACAUACAUAUAUCGAAAUGCUUGUAUUAAUAAUAAUUAAUAAUUUAAAUUUAAAUUCAAAUAGAUGUUAAAACAAAACGAAUGCAAGUAAAUGUAAUUUUCAUGAUUCCUAUCGUUUAGCAUGUAAUCCGAGAGCGUGUUUGUAUAGUUAAAAGAUUUCUUGAAUUUCUAGUCGCCCGCAAAAAACAUUUACUAUACAUACGUACAUAAUAUAUAAAUAAAACAAUUAUUCAAAAUACUUAAAUUGUACAUUUCAAUUUGAUGGCCGUGAGUUAAGGCAGCAAUAAUAUUUGCUAAUCGAAAUUUUAUUCCAAAACUAAUAUUAUUAAAUGCAGUUGUAAAAUAAUUUUAACUCGCGCCCAAGUUGUCAAUGUAAUUUACGAGCCUAAUUCAAUAAAUAUUAAACAAUUUACUUAACAAAAACUAUUGGAAAUCCAAGUCAUAUACUCGUAAACAAUCAGAGCGAAAUAAAACUAGAAAAUAUUCAAUCGAAAA